AGUCAAUCGGGCCGCACAACGGACGAUGGGCAUCAGUCGCGAACGGCAUCGGAACGUUGUGCCAGAAGUUUCUGUCCGCACAGUCCCGCAGUCCUCUACUUUUAGCAUGGCCGCUUGCUAAACCUACUUCACACGUGGAUUGUCAGCCUACGCCACGAUCCCACUGUAUUUCCUUGUCAGUAGGCUAUUGCAGAGACGGGUAAAGUCAGUGUGAGAUAUUAGUUAUCAGGUGGCUGAAAUUAUACGAAAUUAUAUGGAUAAGUUGCGAAGAGUUCUCAAUGGGAAUGAAGAGGCGGAUGAAGAAAGGGGUACUCUUGCCACAAUAGUGGAUUCAUCCACCCUGAGUUGGUCAACCAGAGUGAAAGGCUUCAUUGCUUGCUUUAUUCUUGGCUGGGUCAUCUCUCUCCUUGGAGUUGUGGUCAUGUUUAUAUCAGGGGGAACCAAUCUCUUGGGGUUUGCCCUAUUGUACACAUUUGGGAAUGUUGUUGCUUUAUCCAGUACAUUCUUCCUGAUGGGCCCAUGGAAUCAGCUGAAGAAGAUGUUUGCUGCCACACGAGCUGUUGCCACUGUUGUCAUGCUGGUAGCCCUCAUCCUUACACUCUUGGCAGCAAUCUGGUGGAAGAACAAAGGGCUUGUCAUCCUGUUCCUCAUCAUCCAAUUCUUUUCCAUGUUGUGGUACUCCCUAUCAUACAUCCCAUUUGCCCGUGAUGCUGUCCUCAAGUGCUUUGGAAGUUGCCUUGGAUAGAAAGAGCAAAGUUCUUCCCAUCCUCCUCAAAAUGUAUUUGUGAUUGCCAUUUCAAAAUUUCUCUUGCUCUUCUCUUGUCUUCCAUCAAACUGGCCUGACAAAUCAAUUUUUUCCUCCACUCAACUUCGAUUUUUAUGAACUAGUAUAUUUUCUCAGAUGUUCAUAUUUUUCUCAAGGUC
Molecule: messenger RNA, 924 nt
Organism: Darwinula stevensoni
Lineage: Eukaryota; Metazoa; Arthropoda; Ostracoda; Podocopida; Darwinulidae
Source: the annotation of a GenBank genome assembly